GGUACAGCCACUUCCGUGAUUGCUGCGUUGCGUUCAGGGGAAAUUAUUACUGGCAAUUGAUGGAGCUGUCUGGCGUUUGUUGGAGGGUCCAUCGUCUCGGGUUACAUGCCGCUAAACUGAUUUGAGCCGGGUUCCUGGGACUCGCUCUGAAAAUGGCCAGCACUUUCUCUCGGGUCUUGACCAACAGGAAGACCAGCGGCAUCCUCACGCUGGUGGGAGCAAGCUCUCUGGCGGCCGGGUUCCUGCUCACCAGGGAGCACGUGAAAGCGGGGAGCGAGCAGAGGAAGCUGUACCCCGCCAGUGCAGACUAUCCUGACCUUCGGAAGCACAACAACUGCAUGUCCUCUUGUCUGACCCCUGGUAUAUACGCCAAACUUCGGGAUAAGUCUACAUCCAGUGGCUGGACACUGGAUCAGUGCAUUCAGACCGGAGUGGACAAUCCUGGACAUCCUUUCAUCAAGACCGUGGGCAUGGUGGCAGGGGAUGAGGAAUCCUAUGAGGUCUUUGCUGACAUAUUUGACCCUGUGAUUAUGGAUAGGCACAACGGAUAUGAUCCAAGGACUAUGAAACAUCCCACAGAUCUGGACGCAAGUAAAAUUCGCAAUGCACAGUUUGAUGAAAAUUAUGUUCUUUCCUCACGUGUGAGAACUGGUCGAAGUAUCCGAGGACUCAGUAUGCCCCCUGCCUGCACUCGGGCUGAGAGAAGAGAGGUGGAGAAGGUCACUGUCGAGGCACUGGCCGGAUUAAAGGGAGACCUAGCUGGAAAAUACUAUAGUCUGACCAGCAUGACGGAUAAGGAGCAGCAACAACUCAUUGAUGAUCACUUCUUGUUUGACAAACCAGUGUCACCUUUGCUGACUUCUGCAGGGAUGGCCAGGGAUUGGCCUGAUGCCCGUGGCAUCUGGCACAAUAAUGAGAAGACUUUCUUAAUCUGGGUCAAUGAGGAAGACCACACGCGAAUCAUCUCCAUGGAGAAGGGAGGGAACAUGAAGCGGGUGUUUGAGAAGUUCUGCCGUGGUCUCAAAGAGGUUGAGAAGCUAAUCGCCGAGAAAGGCUGGGAGUUUAUGUGGAACGAGAGACUUGGCUACAUCCUGGCCUGCCCAUCAAACCUGGGUACGGGACUCCGAGCUGGGGUACACAUCAAACUACCCAUGCUCAGCAAGGAUCCUCGCUUCUCAAAAAUCCUGGACAACCUGCGUUUGCAGAAACGUGGAACAGGGGGAGUGGACACUGCAGCUGUGGGCAGUGUGUUUGACAUCUCGAACCUGGACCGCCUGGGGAAAUCAGAGGUGGAGCUGGUUCAGUUGGUAGUUGAUGGAGUCAACUAUUUAAUUGAGUGUGAGAAGAAACUCCAGAGAGGGCAAGAUAUCAAGAUCCCAGCCCCCCUGGCCCAGAGUCGACGCUAAUCCCUCUGUAAUCAAAGUUUCAACAUGAGAGUGAUGUCUCAUUAAACAUAUUAAAAUUCUGGAUAUCAUAACCCCUCCAAACUAAAUAAAUAAACUUCUGGACCACCUAAAA
Molecule: messenger RNA, 1518 nt
Organism: Carcharodon carcharias (great white shark)
Lineage: Eukaryota; Metazoa; Chordata; Chondrichthyes; Lamniformes; Lamnidae
Product: creatine kinase U-type, mitochondrial-like
Exons: 10
Coding region: 153-1406 (417 amino acids)
Biological process (GO): phosphocreatine biosynthetic process
Cellular component (GO): mitochondrion
Molecular function (GO): creatine kinase activity
Source: RefSeq, a predicted model, not a curated record